Molecule: messenger RNA, 1257 nt
Organism: Morchella importuna
Lineage: Eukaryota; Fungi; Ascomycota; Pezizomycetes; Pezizales; Morchellaceae
Exons: 4
Coding region: 1-1257 (418 amino acids)
Biological process (GO): protein lipidation; nucleophagy; autophagy of mitochondrion
Cellular component (GO): cytosol; phagophore assembly site membrane; extrinsic component of membrane
Molecular function (GO): phosphatidylinositol-3-phosphate binding; protein binding; phosphatidylinositol-3,5-bisphosphate binding
Source: RefSeq, a predicted model, not a curated record
AUGAACUUCGUCACUUUCAACCAAGACUUCUCAUGUCUUGCUGUUGGUACUCGAACCGGAUACCGGAUAUACAACUGUGAGCCGUUUGGUAAAGUCUAUGAGCAAAAGGAAGGUGACAUCUCUAUUAUAGAGAUGCUUUUCGCAACCUCUUUGGUAGCUCUUAUCUUGUCGCCUCGCCGGCUGGUCAUCACCAAUACCAAGAGGCAAUCGACAAUCUGCGAACUGACGUUCCCGACUUCCAUAUUGGCCGUCAAACUGAACCGGAAGCGUUUGAUUGUGGUUCUUGAAGAGCAGAUUUAUGUCUAUGACAUCAGUAAUAUGAAGCUUCUACACACCAUAGAGACUUCGUCUAAUCCCAAUGCCAUCUGUGCACUCUCGCCCUCAUCUGAUAGGUGCUAUAUCGCCUACCCCCGCCCCACUUCUACUUCAACACCAUUCGCACCACCUUCCCAUGCUCCCACAAAUUCUAAUGCAGCUCCUCCACCCUCUGGGGAUGUCCUUCUUUUUGAUGCCCUUAAACUCGAAGCUGUGAACGUGAUCGAAGCUCACAAAUCCCCGCUCUCUGCCGUAGCUCUUAAUAGUGAAGGUACGUUAUUAGCUACUGCCUCCGAUAAAGGCACUAUUAUCCGAGUAUUCGCGGUUCCUGCGGCACAGAAAGUAUUUCAAUUCCGGCGUGGGACAUAUCCAUCGCGGAUCUACUCCAUGUCAUUCAAUCUUAUGUCUACACUACUCUGUGUUUCAUCGGCGACAGAAACAGUACACAUAUUCCGUCUUGGGGGUAUGAUUUCUGAAGGUGCAUCCUCAAGUCGUAGCAUUGACUCUGGAGGAGGUAUCUCGCCAACAGGCUCAGUAGGCUCUUCUCCUUCAAACCAUGCAGGGGCUGCUGGAGCUGGUUUUGAACAUUAUAUGGAGUCAAGACGCCGGAAUGGGUCAGGAACAUUUGGAUCAAUGAUCCGAAGGUCGUCACAGCACAUUGGUCGCACGAUUGCCGGUGCAGCGGGCGGCUACCUGCCACAUGCUGUGACAGAGAUGUGGGAACCAAGCCGAGAUUUUGCGUUUGUGAAGUUACCAAAUGCUGGUGUGAGAAGCGUCGUGGCUUUGAGCAGCACUAGUCCGCAGAUUAUGGUCGUCACUAGUGAUGGAUAUUUUUAUGUUUAUAACGUAGACAUGGAGAAAGGUGGAGAGUGUGUAUUGACAAAGCAAUACUCGUUGUUAGAUUCCAGUGAAAAGAUGGGUCAGAGCCUUAUGUAUGAAUGA